AUGUUGGAACUAUGGGAAAAAUUCCGUAGCCGUAUCUAUGAUCAUCGUGUUCCAUCAGCUGCGGACUUUGUUUUGGAUGGUGCAUUGAAGCUUGUCGUGUUUCGCGAUCACACGCGCCAGCGAAUAUUCUCAGUCCUUCCAACGUCAAAGGGUGCCGCGACUCUCGAUACUAACCACCAGGACAACCAACCCGCCAAAAUGGUCAACCUCCGCCCUCAGAAGCGCCUCGCGGCCUCCGUGGUCGGUUGCGGAAAGCGCAAGAUCUGGCUCGACCCCAACGAGACCAGCGAAAUCGCCAACGCCAACUCCCGUCAGACCGUCCGCAAGCUGGUCCAGGAUGGCCUCAUCAUCCGCAAGCCCGUCACCAUGCACUCGCGUGCCCGCGCCCGGGAGCUGACCGCUGCUCGACGAAUUGGUCGCCACCGUGGUUUCGGUAAGAGGAAGGGUACCAAGGACGCUCGUAUGCCAAGCCAAAUCGUCUGGAUGCGCCGUCUCCGUGUCCUCCGCCGUCUCCUCGUCAAGUACCGUGCCGCCGGAAAGAUCGACAAGCACCUUUACCACGAGCUGUACCACCUGUCCAAGGGUAACACCUUCAAGCACAAGCGUGCUCUCGUUGAACACAUCCACAAGGCCAAGGCUGAGAAGGCCCGCGAGAGGGCUAUCCAGGAAGAGAUGGACGCCAAGCGUGCGAAGACCAAGGCGGCGAGGGAGAGGAGGCAGGAGCGUGUCCAGCAGAAGCGUCAAGCUCAGCUGGGCGACGAGGAGUAA
Alternaria arborescens is the source of this 768-nucleotide messenger RNA. RefSeq lists its product as hypothetical. Lineage: Eukaryota; Fungi; Ascomycota; Dothideomycetes; Pleosporales; Pleosporaceae. Gene Ontology annotation, molecular function: structural constituent of ribosome; RNA binding. The record is from RefSeq and is a predicted model, not a curated record. Gene Ontology annotation, biological process: translation. The transcript has 5 exons. Bases 1 to 768 code for a protein of 255 amino acids. Gene Ontology annotation, cellular component: ribosome; cytosolic large ribosomal subunit.